AACAUGGCUACAAGCGAGCAGCUACUAGUUACCAUAGUUACACUACUAGUUACCACAGCUACAAGCGAGCAGCUAACAACAACACACAGUUUCACAUCACCAACAAGCUCUGCUUCGUAUAAACCUCCAGACAAAAUAAUCCUAUUCGCGAAUACUCCUGCACCAGAGCCUGGGUUAUUCAUCAAUCCUGGUAAUAUCUACGACAUUGAUACAAUAACGAGCACUGAGAUGCUGAGUACUAAGAUGUCUAAGACAGUGAUGGUUAACAACACUACCCUGAGUGAGGAGGGUCCGGAGAACAUGGUGGAAACUAUGAUAACUGGAGAUGGGUUUAGUGGGCCGGCUGAUGUUGCUUUGGGGUGCUUGGUGAUUGUGAUGUGUGUCGUCGCUCUGACAGGCAACACCUGGUCGAUGGCGUACUUCAUGGAGAAGAAGAAGAAGUCAAUACAUUCCCUCAUGUACAGCUUUAUGAGCAUCAUCGACAUCACCUCCUCCCUCAUAUCAAUCCCUGUCAUUGUCACACUCUUCAGUUCCCGUGUUCCUGUGAUGUUUGGUAACGGAGCCUUCUGUCUCAUCUGGACUGUCCUGUUUUACUACCUUCUCAGGAUUUCAAUCUUCCUGGUUCUUCUCAUCAGUGUGACUAGGACAAUGGGAAUGACUUUCCCAGUACACCGAGUGAAAAGAAGUGCUGUGAUUUUAUCACUAGGGGUUUACAGUGCUUUUAUCCUUAUCAUCGAUAUUAUUUAUCUUGCAACUGGCUUGUUGGAGAUGAGGUAUAGAAAAGAGGAUACUUUCUGUGAAAUGUUUGAACCAGCAGGCGCACAAAACCAUGGACCGGGCAGGUUUUACACGAUUCUUCUGAAGCUAGAGCUGAUUGUCCCGUCAAUUCUCGUUCUUGUUAGUUUUAUUGUUGCUACAGUGCUGCUUUUCAAACAGAUGGAGGGCCGGAGGAAGAUGUUGAAGGAUGAUACAGAGUUGAGGUUCGCAACCGUCACAGUGGCUCUCUUCACUGCAACAUUCCUUAUCUGUAAUCUGCCAUGUUUCUGUAUUCAACUCAUCUACUUCACAUCUCUAUUCCAUCCGGAUGUGCAGAGAAACGUCAGAGGUAACGAGGGUUUCAAAUAUUACGCGCAUCUGAUCACAGUGUUCCUCCUCCCCCUCCUCAACUCUUCACUAAACCCCUGUCUGUAUCUCACGAGGAUGCCGCAGUACAGAACCUGGAGCUCCAGUCGGUCUAUUGAGAUCAGGAUUAAAGGAAAAAGAUGGACUUUACUAUCAGCUAAAUCCCAGUCCUCCGUGGCGUGAAUACGAUGUUACCAUAGUUACACUACUAGUUACCAUAGUUACACGGUCAUGAAUACGAUUAUACGAUGUUGUCACAUUGAAACGUUGAAUAAUUCCUUUCCUGAUAAGAGCCUUUUCCUUGUCGCAUCAAACGGGAUCAAUAGAAAUUUACCCAAGAUAACGACGCAAUUAAGAAGCAAUUAGUUUACAAUUAAUAUGGCCGAGGCAAAGAGCAGUCAUUCAGGGUAUUGCUAGAGUCGGAAAUUGGAAAAACUUAUGAAAAAUUCCUUUUUUUUAUUAGUGCAUGCUAUCAAAGACGUAAAAUCUUUUGUAAACUUAUGAUACACUCACCUACAGCAACCAACCUAUGAUAAAUGAACAACUCAAAAACACUUCCCAUAUUAUGUUCAACUAAAGCCAUUUCUUUUCAACAUAUAAUUGAUUAUCUGCCAAGUUCGUUAAUAACAUUGAUUUUAUAGUUAAAACGU
Molecule: messenger RNA, 1772 nt
Organism: Bolinopsis microptera
Lineage: Eukaryota; Metazoa; Ctenophora; Tentaculata; Lobata; Bolinopsidae
Product: P2Y purinoceptor 8-like
Exons: 6
Coding region: 4-1305 (433 amino acids)
Biological process (GO): G protein-coupled receptor signaling pathway
Cellular component (GO): neuron projection; plasma membrane
Molecular function (GO): G protein-coupled receptor activity; peptide binding
Source: RefSeq, a predicted model, not a curated record